Molecule: messenger RNA, 2902 nt
Organism: Cheilinus undulatus (humphead wrasse)
Lineage: Eukaryota; Metazoa; Chordata; Actinopteri; Labriformes; Labridae
Gene: gnao1b
Product: guanine nucleotide binding protein (G protein), alpha activating activity polypeptide O, b
Exons: 8
Coding region: 218-1282 (354 amino acids)
Biological process (GO): G protein-coupled dopamine receptor signaling pathway; adenylate cyclase-modulating G protein-coupled receptor signaling pathway
Cellular component (GO): heterotrimeric G-protein complex
Molecular function (GO): corticotropin-releasing hormone receptor 1 binding; GTPase activity; G protein-coupled serotonin receptor binding
Source: RefSeq, a predicted model, not a curated record
UCCCCUCUGAGAGGAGACGGAGCGAGAGAGGCGCAUACGGAGUCACGGAGAAACGACCGUUUCGGGAUCCCGGCUCUGUUUAGCCCUCAACCCGGGCCUAAUGCUGUAGCAGACCGCGCAGGAAGAGAGCUCGAGCGAGAGACAACGCACUGAUUGAGAGUCGGCGAGGGACAGGGCGGACCGGAGAGACGACGGGAUUGCUCAUUCGCCUGGAAACAUGGGAUGUACACUGAGCGCCGAGGAGCGCGCUGCUCUGGACCGGAGCAAGGCCAUCGAAAAAAACCUGAAAGAGGACGGGCUGGUCGCCGCAAAGGACGUCAAGCUGCUGCUGCUCGGCGGCGGAGAGUCCGGCAAAAGUACCAUCGUCAAACAGAUGAAGAUUAUCCAUGAAGAUGGCUUUUCUGGGGAUGAUGUGAAGCAGUAUAAGCCUGUCGUCUACAGCAACACCAUCCAGAGCUUGGCUGCCAUCCUCCGAGCCAUGGACUCACUGGGCAUCGAGUUCGGAGACAAGGAUAGAAAAGCGGAUGCUAAGCUGGUUUGUGAUGUGGUAAGUCGUAUGGAAGACACAGAGCCGUACUCUGCAGAGCUUCUCACAGCCAUGAAGCGCGUUUGGGCCGAUGCUGGAACUCAGGAGUGCUUCAAUCGUGCCCGAGAAUACCAACUGAAUGACUCUGCUCAAUACUACCUGGACAGUCUAGACCGGAUUGGGGCGGCAGAUUACCAGCCCACAGAGCAGGAUAUCCUGCGAACCAGAGUGAAAACCACCGGUAUCGUCGAAACCCACUUCACCUUCAAAAACCUUCAUUUCAGGCUUUUUGACGUUGGAGGUCAAAGAUCAGAGAGGAAGAAGUGGAUCCACUGCUUUGAAGACGUGACAGCCAUUAUCUUCUGUGUCGCCCUGAGCGGAUAUGACCAGGUGCUCCAUGAAGAUGAAACAACUAACCGCAUGCACGAAUCUCUCAUGCUCUUUGACUCCAUCUGCAACAACAAAUUCUUCAUCGACACCUCCAUCAUCCUCUUCCUUAACAAGAAGGAUCUGUUUGCUGAGAAGAUCAAGAAGUCCCCACUUACGAUCUGUUUUCCAGAAUAUACAGGUGCUAACACUUAUGACGAUGCCACUGCAUAUAUUCAGGUUCAGUUUGAGAGUAAGAACCGCUCUCCCAAUAAGGAGAUCUACUGUCACCUGACCUGUGCCACAGACACAGGAAACAUCCAGGUAGUGUUUGAUGCUGUCACUGACAUCAUUAUUGCAAACAACCUUAGAGGGUGUGGCUUAUACUGAGGCCUGGCCAAGCACAGAGGUUGUCAUGGAGAGUAUGAGGUGUUAAUAAUGAUAAUUUUGAUGAUACUUAAAACACAUAAAUAUGUAAUUCUACACGUCCAAAUGGACCCAAAGAGCUGCCGUCAGACACCACACUGGAUUAUUGCCAUGAUUUGUUCCCUUCCUCUUUUUAUUUUCAAUAUACAACCCCACUUUUGUCUUUUCAACCUGUGUUUUUGAGUUGAAUGUUUCAUGUUCCGUUGAUGACUGUGUCAACGACUGGUAAGGUCAGGAGCGGCAGCACCAGGGUUAUAUUCACCCGGAGCCUUGUUUUUUUGCGAACCCGGCCCAGAAAUAUAACUUGAGGAGUGUGCAAUGUCAUUUUUAAACCACGGUGUGGCACACAGUCCCAUUCUCUAUGCGGCAUUUUUAUGUGCACGUCUUGAGGCGUUUCUAUCUGUACUGAAUAUAGCCUGUUGUGCUGCGUUUGAAGAGCUGCUGUGUGUGUGUGUGUGUGAAGGUGGAGAUGAUAAUGUUGUUGGGGAGGUUGCUGAGGGUCAUGAUUGGGAAAGGAGGCUAUUUUAACUUUCACAAGGGACAAAGCUCCCCUCUCCUUCAGAUCCACUCAUGACUGAGUCGCCUGCAGGUCUGUUCCUCUCUUUUUCACUUUGAAACAUAAUGAAAGAGAUGAUUCUUCUGUUCGGAGAGGCCGUCUGUUUCUAUUGGCCUUCUGUAGCAUGAGGAAACGCCUGUCAGCCAAUGAAAUUAAAUAGCUAAAACCCUGUCAUAUCAGUGCCAUCUAUCUGAUGACAGGCAGGGGGAUUAGGAUCAGAAAUUAUAAUUCAUUCUCAUCAUUAUUUAAGUCACAGAUAUAACAUUUUAUUAUCAUCGAAUGAUUUAUUUAUUUAAGCCUCAUGCCCUACAUGCCUCCUCCUACCUCCUGAAUUCCCGUGCCACAUAUUUAUUUCCUGUGAUGAAACACUGAGGUACACAGAUACCUGACUACGGUUCAGAGGGUAGGAAGCAGCCCUCCAAUGACAUCUUGUUCUCUGUGUGGUGCUUUACCCUUCGAUGUGAAACUGUGUAGAAGUAGAAGACUGCACUAUAGGAGAACAAUAUCAUUUGAGGCAGCCUCUGUAUGAGGAGUCGAGGGGGGUUUUGCAGAACUCCCCUGAUCAGAAAACAGGGAACUUUUUAUCCACCCCCUUCCCUUCUUCCUCCUCACUCGUCUGUCACAUUUCUCUUUUCACAGAGAAAAAGUACAGCUCUCCAUUUUCACCUGUGCACCCAGAAAUCAUCCUCCCAUCCCUGUAUACUCUUAUCUAUCACAUAUCAGUCCUCAUAUCCUACUCUCCAUCUUCACCUUAAAAGCACCGUACUGUAUAUAUAUUAUGAUUAUACCAGAUUUUUUUUUACUGUGAAUGUUUUUGUGCUGCACCCCAUCCUAUUUGGUAGUUUUAUUGGUUGCUCUCAUGUGGAAUGUUUGUGCUGAGCCAAUCGAAUGUUGUGUUUACAUUAAAGCCACACUUUUCCUAACUAUCCCUGCGUCAGUGCUUUGAGUCUGAUUACUGUGAGGGUUUGAUAACAAUCGCAGCAAAAGUUUAAAUACAUGCUAACCGUCCUUUAAUCUGUGCAGAGAAU